Messenger RNA from Prorocentrum cordatum, 600 nucleotides. NCBI's taxonomy places the organism in Eukaryota, Dinophyceae, Prorocentrales, Prorocentraceae. The record is from the annotation of a GenBank genome assembly.
AGCCGUUUCUGAGGGCUGAAGCCGAAGUCCAGCAGACCUCGCAUCGGCACCAUGUACCGCCUCCUCCGCCCCGCUCCCCUGAGCAUGGCCGGGAUUCCUGGGCCCCACCUGUCGACGGCCAAGAGUGGGUGCCCGGCGACGACUGGCAAGGGCGUCAAGGCGUGCUCGCUGCCACCCAGGCGCAGCAAGCACCCCUCGCUGGAGGACAGCGCUGUCAUGUCCACCACGGACGAGUUCUACUGGUCCCCCAGCGGCUCGGACGUGUCGGAGAGCUCUCCGCGCAGCGACCCCGGCUCGCUGGCCGAGCGGGCGGCCACGCCGGAGGAGGCAGCCUGGGGCGGGGCACCAGAGCCCAAGGCCACAGCCGCAGGCCGCAGCUGCGAGCUCCACUCGCCGCUCGACAGCGCGCUGCUGCUGCUGCGGCGCCGCCGCGCCGCCGCCGCGCUGCAGGCCCCGGGCUGCAGCGUCGGCGCCGCGUGGCCUGGACCGGGAGAGGCCUUACGGCCGAUGCCGCCGACCCUGGAGACGACCCUGUCGUCUGGGCGCGCCAGCCCUCGCGGAUCGGACGGUGGCUGCGAGGCGCUGUCGGACGUCGGAGGC